This is a messenger RNA of Pyricularia oryzae 70-15, 3327 nucleotides long. RefSeq lists its product as uncharacterized. The coding region runs from base 1549 to 3327 and encodes 592 amino acids. The record is from RefSeq and is a predicted model, not a curated record. Lineage: Eukaryota; Fungi; Ascomycota; Sordariomycetes; Magnaporthales; Pyriculariaceae. The transcript has 4 exons.
AAAAAAACACAAAAAAAACAACAACAAAACUUAAUCGCUUCUCAUCGGUUAAAGCGUCCGAACCAUCUCUACCCAAUUCAGAUUAAAGCCUUUCCAUCAUUCCAUCAUUGUUCAAUCAAUGCCCCGCUCGUCCCGUCUCGAUGCCAAUGUGAAAAGUCUUGGGCUGUUGGGAUUUCUUAUAACCACUGAGGCGGCUCUGCGGGAGUUGGCGCUGGCUGGGCAGGGGCGUCCUGGUUUCCUGUGGCAUUUGAAACCACAGACCGCCCCUGCUGAGACAGCCCAACCCCUGUAACUACCACACACGCGACCCGUCUCUCGCCUCAGAUAUUCGCGACCUUGCUGCCCAUGUUCAAUGCAUGGUGCCGUAAUACCGCAGAGCACAUAUGUACAUAUCUUAGCACGCCAAAAUAUGUGCCUAAUUACAUACUUGCCUUACUGCUUGAGGUAAUCAAUUGGUCAAUGUCUGGCGAGGCGGCCCUCAUCCUCGGCAGGAUCUUCCUUCAAGACCACGUUUGCAACGUCCCCCGCACCAAUGUCCAGUCCCAGUCGGCUCGCCUAGGGUAGCACUGAGAUUACCUUAUUGUAACAGAGGCAGGCAUAACAACGAAGUUAUGUAACUGAACUCAGCAGACAACAAGCUCGUUCCGUUCAGGGCCUCCGCGGCCGAGGACGACAAGGAGCACCAGGGUGCACUUGCCAAGAUGAUCGAUCUAGCCGGGAGUGCCAUUCAUUUCCUUGUGCCCCAUUCUUCUUGGGGUCCAAUGGAUGAAGCCGCUGGCUGCCCGUAACCCCAGACAAGCCCAUCCUUUCGUACGGAGUUUCCUCAUCGUGGUUGUUGCAAACCCGCGUGGGCCUGGGGUUUGUCCUGUGUCCCCUCCCCUGACCCCUUCAUGCCCCAUUUACGGAGUUGUGAAGUCGGAUCUGGGUGCACCGACUCUUGGUAGCGUGGUUUCUAUGGCCGAUCUUCGUCCUAGUGGAGGGGUUCCUGUCGUCGUCUCUGCCCUCCCGACCAGAACGUUUCAAUCGUCCCUUUCUCAUUUGUCUCCGAUGUUCACCUUCGUCUUCAUCGGCUUCAACGCUUUCAUUCCAUUCUUUCUUUCCUUAACCCGUUCAAAGGCUGGCCUUCUCCUUUGGGUCACUCUCUUUGAAUUAUUACCUUACUUUAAUUUUCUUUCUUUCUCUUCUCCCGAGGCGUGGUCCUUUUUUCGCUCCUUUUCGAAUAUCGAAUAUUCUCCACAUACGCCUCCAUUCUUUAACCCAUCCACGACUUCUGUUCCGUAUGUCGAGAAAAAGCAACGCCUUAGUAACAUAUCUAGUAUAACCUGAUCCACGCUCCCAAGCUUGACAAACCGCCCAUACGUUUCAGCCCAGCAUUUUUUCAUAUAAAAACGCUUCGAGUACAUAGGACGCUAAGGACAUCGGCAAUCGUGGCGUCAUCAUAUAUUUAAUGGGUGGCCAAAGGAACCUGGCCAAGGGUGCAUUCGGAACGCGGGACAAUCUGGAGUCCCUCGCUAUCGUCCUAGCAUAGCGUUGGUGAGGGGACGAGGGAUGGCACCAUCGCAUCACAUACGGCACACCGCCGACUUGAUACGAGAACAAGUCCAUACGGAGACCGACCCAUUUUCGCUCACAUUAUCGACACGGCAAAACGACAACAGCAAAGACCCCGACCGAAGUGGCCGUGACCGGGGAAGUAGCCGAUCCGGCAAGGGCGACGACAGCAAGGGUGCUCGGAACGACAAGGACGGUAGCCGAGGCGAUAGGAGCAACAGGAGUGGCGGAGGACGUGGUUCCUCUGGUGGAAGACGCUCGGGCGAUAACGACAAGAACGGCGAUAGCAGCAACAACAGCCGGAACCGCGGGGGACGUAGGACUGACAACGAUUCUGCUAGCCGCAAUAAGGCCCCAGCCGCAUCCUCUGGAGCCCCGGCCCCGGCUACAACUAUGCAAAGCUCUCUAGGUACACCACGGCCGCUGCCAGCUAUUGCCUCACCCUUGCCAAAAGUCGAGGGAGUAAAUCCUGUCAACAACGCAGUACCUGCAAGUGGUGGACAAGCAGGCCGGGCUCCGCCGGCAGCUGUAAACACUCCCUUCAUUAUGAUGCCGAACUCGAACCCAAGCCCGGUCAUCCUGCUCUCGACAGUCAUACCGGAUCUUGCCAAAACCGCUCCGCAAACAACAUCAUUGCCUUCCGCCCCGGCCUUGGCAACUGGCACUCCCGCUAUGCCCGACACAACACUAAGCCCGGAACUUUCGAACGGUAUCAACCCGGUGGGAGGCACCAAGGCAGGCUCUUCCAGCAGUCAGAACCCCGCCACCCCAUAUUCUGAUGGCGCGCCUGCUCAACAACAACAAGGCUCGUCACAACAGGAAGGUGGUUCAAUGGAUGCUAUAACCGAGCGGGUUCUGAUAUCCAUUGGCUCAAUAGUUGCUUUCGCCAUACUCUGUUUUGUUGGUUGGAUGAUUUGGCGCAAUGUCAAGAGGUCCAAGCAACAGGACGAACAGAAACCGUAUUCCAAGUCGUCACGAAACGGAGGUCCCAGCGAGGCUCCAGCCUUCUACCACAAAAUAGCCGCCAAGAUACCCUUCCUGAAAACACGUCAGCAACUACCGUGGCAGGAGGUUAAUGAGAAAGACAUCCGGAGUGCUCCAUUGAACCGCAGUGUUGCUACCUCGGCCACUCCGAUACCAACAUCAGUAACGUCGGCAACACCAGUCUCCACGAACAUGACAUAUGGCAACGGAAAAGUGAACCAGCCGCUUCCGACAUUACCGCGUCUACAAACCAGAAUCUCUUUCCUGCCUCCGCCGCAGUUGAACAUGUCUCCAGCCAUGGGUAUUUCGCCUGCGGGGCUUGGCAUGUCGCCCGGAGCGAGUAGCCAGUCUUCAGCCAGGCCACUAAUGAGCACUCCACAAGUAUCACAGCUACAGUAUGACCUCAACGGCUUGAAAACCAAGAAAACCAGGGAGUGGACAGUAUCUUUGCAUCAAGCAAACAACUCGUUCAGCUCGACCAACGCCGCUCAAUUUGAAGGGACUUUUAACAGCAUCGGCGCAUCAGCAGGGACGCUGAGGCCACCUAUGGCAAGCCCGCGCCACAACCGGGAUGAGCUUCCUGGAGAAACCUAUGAUGCUUAUAACCAAACGAGGCGUCAAGACAACCAUGCCUCGAUGCUCUCUUCUCUAUCCUCGGGCUUUGGCGAUGCCGACAUCAUCAUUGAUGAUCAACCGCAACCUCAACCCGUUAUCAACCCACCAACAACAGUCUUUGGGCAAUAUCCCCAAUGGCAGGGCGUCAAGCCGAACAUCUUGGAUGAGCCGCUCUAA